Molecule: messenger RNA, 591 nt
Organism: Staurois parvus
Lineage: Eukaryota; Metazoa; Chordata; Amphibia; Anura; Ranidae
Source: the annotation of a GenBank genome assembly
GCAACCUACCACUGGACAGGGGCCUCGGGCAACAGGCGGCAACCUACCACUGGGCAGGGGCCUCGGGCAACAGGCAACAACCUACCACUGGGCAGGGGCCUCGGGCAACAGGCGGCAACCUACUACUGGGCAGGGGCCUCGGGCAACAGGCGGCAACCUACCACUGGGCAGGGGCCUCGGGCAACAGGCGGCAACCUACCACUGGGCAGGGGCCUUGGGCAACAGGCUGCAACCUAUCACUGGGCAGGGGCCUCGGGCAACAGGUGGCAACCUACCCCUGGGCAGGGGCCUCGGGCAACAGUCGGCAAUCUACCCCUGGGAAGGGGUCUCGGGCAACAGGCGGAAACCUACCACUGGGCAGGGGUCUCGGGCAACAGGCGGCAACCUACCACUGGGCAGGGGCCUCGGGCAACAGGUGGCAAUCUACCCCUGGGCAGGGGUCUUGGACAACAGGCGGCAACCUACCACUGGGCAGGGGCCUCGGGCAACAGGCAGCAACCUACCACUGGGCAGGGGCCUCGGGGACUCAACGGGACUCUAGCUGUGGAGUCUGGCCACAGCACAGCUCCCACCCAGCUUUCUAGGGUCAUU